AAAGAUAAACACAAAUCCUAGCCUCCCUUUCACCAGUUGGUGCCCCAUCCCAUUGUUAUUAUCCCUCUUUCUUUUUCUUAUUUUAACACACAAAUUGACAAAAAAAAUCUAACCCUACGUACAUAAUCUUCUUCUAUUGCACCAAUGCUUUUUAUCUUGCCACGUCCACUAACACACUCGUAUACAACUAGUAUAGUAGUAUUACACUUACAUAACCAAACUUCCAACCUCCACCACCUCCACCACCACCACCACCACCGCGUGCUAUGGGUUGUAGUUAUACCACUACCUCGAGGACAGUUCUCGGUUGCUUAGCCCUUCUUAUGGUUUUACGCGUGGUUUUGGGGAGCGAAAAUGGUGCUUAUAAGUUACAUAGUCAUUCAAUUAUCAUGACUAAAUCCCUUUCUUUCUCAGAAUUUAGUACAUCUAUUAACCCAAAGAUAGAACAUGAUGUUAAGCUCCUAGGAAGUGCUAAGUUUUCGAGUGACAGACGAAGCAUUCAGAUUCCGGAUAUUUCAGAAUCGGAUGACCUUAGGCAUCAAGCAGGCCGUGCUAUCUACUCUUCGCCAAUUCGGGUGUUUGAUCCUACUAGCCAAACACCGGCUUCAUUUGACACUUCAUUUGCCUUCCAACUCAAUAACCAUACUUCGCCCUCGUACAAUGAUAGUAAUAAUAUUCCAGGGGAAUCUCAUGGAGGAGGAAGUGGACUGACCUUUCUAAUAGCCCCAGACGAGUUCACAGUAGGCCGACCUGGUCCUUGGCUCGGAAUGCUCAACGAUGCUUGCAACGACGACUACAAGUUCAUGGCGGUUGAGUUUGACACUCGUCAAAACCCAGAGUUUGGUGACCCAAAUGACAACCACAUUGGCAUCAACUUAGGCAGCAUUGUAUCAAAAACAACCAUUAAUGCUUCAGAUUAUGGCUUAUCCUUUGAAGACGGGUCAACCCAUUUGGCACGGAUCACCUAUGACGGGUACACAAAAAGGAUGGAAAUCUGGGUCGGAUCAAAUCCAAAUACUCCCUUAAGUUUAGUGUUUUCUGAUGACAUUGAUCUUACAACAUUUCUUAAUGAAUAUAUGUUUGUGGGAUUCUCUGCUUCAACAGGAAACAGGACACAAAUACACAACAUUUUGUCCUGGAACUUUACCUUCAAAACCCCUGCAAUCCUCCGAUACCCAACAAGCGAGACGUGUGCGAGUAAGAUCCUAGUCGGUAUAAAUCGGGUUAAUGGGUACAACGGCGUGCCCAUCAAAGAAAAAAGGCCAUCUACUAAUUUUUUGAUCUUCAUUUGUGUUGUGGUGCUCUGUUCUUUGAUUCUCAUAAACUUUUACUGCAACGGAAUGAGUCCAAAAUCUGAUAGCGGGUCAGCAUUCUUGGUAUUGUCGGAAAAGAAGCCCCGGCCAACACCGCCGAACAAGCCACGGCGGUUUACAGGGGCAGAACUGUCAUUAGCCACUAGAGGGUUUACAGACUGGGAGGUUUUAGGGAGUGAUUCAACUGGGGCAUUGUACAGGGGUACAUUGCCUAACCGGUGCCACGUUGCAGUCAAACGGUUCUCGGUUCAAUUCUUGGGCUCGUUAUCCAUGGACAGAAGGAAGUUCCUGAAACGGGUUGGGGUUUUGAGUCGGGUCAAACACCAGAGUUUGGUGCCUAUCCGAGGUUGGUGUUACGAUACAAGGGAAUACAUGGUGGUUUACGAGUACAUGUUUAACGGUUGUGUCGAUAAGUGGCUGUUUGGAGUCGGCGUUUUACCUUGGAGUCGGCGUUUUAAGGUGGUAAAAAACGUUGCUAAUGGAUUAAGUUACCUUCAUUCACAUCAACUAGCUCAUAACAACGUUCAAGUAAGCAGUGUUUUCCUCGACGUGAGCUUUAAAGCCUUGCUUGGCGAUUUCGGGUUGGGUGACCCGAUUGGGAUUGACCCGGUAUCCAGUAAAAGUGUCGAUGUGUUUAACUUCGGCAUUUUCGUGCUUGAAGUGGUGGCCGGGAGGAAGAGAUGGGUGGCUGAGACAGAUUCUAGAAAGUCGGGUUCUAGUCAGAGUGAAAUAGACAUGGAUGAAAUGGACUUGGUGGAUUAUGCGUGGAUAAUGCAUGAGAGAGAUGAGAAAAUUAAGAUGGUUGAUAGAAGGAUGGGUUCCGGGAUUAAUACCGAUCAAGCCGUCCGGGUUGUUGACAUAGCGUUGCUUUGUACCUUGCCUGAGAAUAAUGGAAGGCCGAAAACGGAUGAAAUAGUAACGUUCUUGACCACGGUCAGCCUCUUACCGCAGCUACCUCCAAAUCGGCCUAUUGUGUUGUUUCCGUACAACAGCGGCCCUCAUCUUUGCGGAGGCUACGCUUGUGCUCCCUUCGGCUAAAGAUCGAGGACACCAGCAUACGAAAGAAUUGUGUAAACAUAAAUUAGAGCAGCAAUUUUUUUGCAUUACAAAAACAGUACUAUUUGGUUGUAAAUACCUGCUGUAAGUAUGUCUACAUUAUUCAAA
Molecule: messenger RNA, 2477 nt
Organism: Spinacia oleracea (spinach)
Lineage: Eukaryota; Viridiplantae; Streptophyta; Magnoliopsida; Caryophyllales; Amaranthaceae
Product: probable L-type lectin-domain containing receptor kinase S.7
Exons: 2
Coding region: 267-2351 (694 amino acids)
Biological process (GO): protein phosphorylation
Molecular function (GO): ATP binding; protein kinase activity; carbohydrate binding
Source: RefSeq, a predicted model, not a curated record